Messenger RNA from Uncinocarpus reesii 1704, 156 nucleotides. RefSeq lists its product as uncharacterized. The record is from RefSeq and is a predicted model, not a curated record. The transcript has 2 exons. Gene Ontology annotation, cellular component: cytosolic small ribosomal subunit; ribosome. Bases 1 to 156 code for a protein of 51 amino acids. Gene Ontology annotation, biological process: maturation of SSU-rRNA; translation; ribosomal small subunit assembly. Lineage: Eukaryota; Fungi; Ascomycota; Eurotiomycetes; Onygenales; Onygenaceae. Gene Ontology annotation, molecular function: structural constituent of ribosome.
AUGGAUGCCGCCGGCAAGGUUCCUAUCAAGUACGCUAAGGUGACCAGCGUCCUCGGUCGCACUGGCUCCCGCGGAGGUGUCACCCAGGUCCGCGUCGAAUUCAUGGACGACUCCCACCGAAGCAUUAUCCGCAACGUCAAGGGCCCAGGUAUGUGA